This is a messenger RNA of Hyaloscypha bicolor E, 1882 nucleotides long. RefSeq lists its product as uncharacterized. The transcript has 3 exons. Lineage: Eukaryota; Fungi; Ascomycota; Leotiomycetes; Helotiales; Hyaloscyphaceae. The coding region runs from base 108 to 1589 and encodes 493 amino acids. Gene Ontology annotation, molecular function: Arp2/3 complex binding. Gene Ontology annotation, cellular component: actin cortical patch. The record is from RefSeq and is a predicted model, not a curated record. Gene Ontology annotation, biological process: endocytosis; actin cortical patch assembly; actin cortical patch localization.
CUCCCACUAUCGCCCCGAACUCUCUCCAGCAUCCUACUCUGCUGCUCGGCACUCUCUUUUCGUUAUGCUUCUUCGAUAGCAGAGCGCAUCCUCACCAUUGGUUGACGAUGGAGACGCUGGAGUACACCCUUGAAAGCGAACAGCAAUUCUGGGACGAGCUUGACGACAUUGUAUCUGCAAAGUGCCCCUCGCAUCAAUUGAUCGAUAAUGCGCUGCGAACCUAUCUUCAUUUCACAACCAAUUUCAAAGACGAGUACCUCCACUCCGAGUACGAUGUCGCCCGAUGCUCGCAGAAACUCCUGCAGAGCGAGCUGUUCGAGGUAAAUAAAGGCUAUGUGCGGAUUCAGAUUGUCUAUAGCUUGAUGCAGGAGGACGAACCGGCGAGCCUACACGUAAUAGCCAGCUUCCUACUGUUCGAUGGCAAGGAGAACGAGCCUACAUUCGAGAUGAUGAAUAAGGAGGGCUGUUUUCCAAGGUUGAUAGAGCUGAUCAAGCUGGGAAAGAGGGAUGAUGCCCGAUUGCACCGGUUACUAUUGGAGCUGCUGUACGAGAUGUCAAGAGUGCAGCGAAUUUCGGCAGAGGACCUUGGCUGUGCGGAUGAUGACUUUGUAGUUUGCCUCUUCAAUAUCAUAGAGGAGCUUUCUGACGAUGUUGAUGAUCCAUAUCAUUACCCAGUCAUUCGAGUUUUGCUGGUCCUCAACGAGCAGUGGAUGGUGGCAGCCACAGCUUCACCAACGGACGCUCAUCCAACGCUCCACCGCUUGACAAACCGAGUCAUCAAACUUCUCUCCUUGCACGGCUCAUCAUACAUGACGUUCGGAGAGAACAUCAUUCUCCUCCUCAACCGCGAGACCGAAACCUCUCUCCAACUCCUAAUACUCAAGCUGCUAUAUCUUCUCUUCACAACUCGAGCGACGCAUGAGUACUUCUACACCAACGAUUUGCGUGUCCUGCUCGAUGUCAUAAUUCGCAACCUCCUUGAUCUCCCCAACGAAUUAGUAUCCUUACGUCACACAUAUCUACGGGUCCUCUACCCAUUGCUAGCCCACACACAGCUCCAUCAACCUCCACACUACAAACGAGAUGAAAUUGUGAAGGUCCUCAGCAUCUUGGGAGGCUCGACAAAUGCACAUUGGGAACCAGCGGACGAGACUACGGUCCGUUUAGUGAAUCGUGUCUCACAGAUUGAUUGGCUACAACAGGAAGAUAUCAGCGAGGGAGAAGUUGCUCGUAAGCUCUUGGGAAUCUCCCUCUCGCCGACAGACACGGCGAGCUCGAUAAGUGUUGUAAACGUGGCGGCCGUGAUGGAAAAACCCGGUGUGCAAACACCAAGCAGGAAGACAGAGUUCGAGCAUGAUGUGCACGGUCAUGAUGAAGACAGUCCUAAAUCCGAGGCAGAGGUGGUGGUAGAAGUCAAAAAGAAGCCACCACCUCCAGUUAGAAGUAGAAGACACGCGCCGCCUCCAGUACCUCCGUCCAUUCAAGUUAACGGGAUCAAGAAAUUACCUCCAAAAACACCUCCACGUAGGAGGACGAGGUUAAAGUCGACACCCUCGUCUGGGAAUUUGGAGAGUGAAGCAGCCGAAUAGAGACGUUUCUCUCCAAUUGUGAGUUUUUUAGGUCUGGAUAGGGAGGGUUUUGCUGUUGCAUUCCUGGAAGCGACGGCGUUUCGGAUCCGGAGUCCUAGGGUUGAGGUUCACAUCGUGCCGUGUCAGGAGCCACGGGCAUGUUUGCUGAGAAUUGUGAUUGUAAUACAGAGGAAUAUUAUUGGAGAUUUAGCUACCCUCUUCGCAUGUCUUACAUUCUUGAAACCCCGACACCUGUCUGUCUAGAACAAAACCCGCCUGCUUCUACUUAGCAUUUCCAGGAACUAUAUAAAUGU